Molecule: messenger RNA, 613 nt
Organism: Saimiri boliviensis boliviensis (Bolivian squirrel monkey)
Lineage: Eukaryota; Metazoa; Chordata; Mammalia; Primates; Cebidae
Source: RefSeq, a predicted model, not a curated record
ACUUUCGGCUUAACUACCACCAAGUCGUCGCGGGGCAGUGGGGGCAACCGCGAAAACGGAAUUUCACAAACUUUCAGCUCCAGCAGUUUCAAGGAAAUGUCAAAGACUGACAAGGCGGAAGAUAGAAUGGCAAGAGCUAAGACACCAAAAAGGCUCCCCAGAUCUUGCUUUCAAGAAAAUCAAUGAAAAAAGCAAGCAAUCACAACGUGAAGUCCAGGAUCCUGAGUGUGCUUAUCUUCACAGUCACUGCUGGGUCCCGAAGUCCUCCUCUGGCCCAGUGCCAGCUGCGGAGCCCUCUGCCAAAGGGCCAGAGGAGGCCGGUGAUGGAGAGCUCUGGUCGCCCACCCGUCAGGGCGCCGCUGAAGGUCACUGAAUACUUACUGUGCACCCGAAAAACAAAUCCUGCGAGUUCACGCCCGCGUGGCUCGGCCCCUGACUUUGAGUGGCUCCUUUCGCACGGGAUCUACAGACCCGAACUGCCCGAAAGACCUCUUUCACACGGACGUGAAGUCACAGAACUGGCAGCGUGCACGGUUCUUUGAAAUCUAACACAAAAAGCCACAGACAGAUUCUCUAAGCACCUCCUUCCCAGAGGGGCACGGACAGGGCACUG